Molecule: messenger RNA, 1685 nt
Organism: Stegodyphus dumicola
Lineage: Eukaryota; Metazoa; Arthropoda; Arachnida; Araneae; Eresidae
Product: pancreatic lipase-related protein 2-like
Biological process (GO): lipid catabolic process
Molecular function (GO): protein binding; triacylglycerol lipase activity
Source: RefSeq, a predicted model, not a curated record
CUUGGCUGCGAAAUCAAUAAAUCAGAAAACAUAGCUAAGGAGAAAAGUUUUGGAGGAAACAGCUUGCAAGAUGAAAGUCGCUUUUUAUUUAUGCUUUUCUAUCAUAAUAAAGUUAGUUGCUUCAAACUCAACAGAAUAUGCAACAACUGAUACAUUUAUUGAUUAUUUUGCCACACCAGAAGAUCAACCAAAUCCCCAGCAUGCCUUUAUAGGAUCGAAGAAAUGCAUGAGAGUGCUAGGAUGUUUCGUCAUAACGUCAGACUUCUUCCAUCCGUUAUUUCGGCCAAUAAAUUUCUUGCCCCAGGAUCGAGCAACUAUCGACACGCAGUUUCUGCUGUACACCAAAGAAAAUCCUAAGGAACUCCAAAAACUUGAUGUUAGCAAACCAGAAAGUAUUAAAAAGUCCUGUUUAAAUCCCAAACAUCGAACUGUUUUCAUAGUUCAUGGAUUCUUCGACAGCAGGUUGUAUGCUAAAUGGAUGGAGGCUACGAAAGACGAUAUUUUGCUGUACAGUGACCACAAUGUCAUAAUCGUGGACUGGAGUAAAGGGAAUGGCAUGCCGUACACUCAGGCUACAGCUAAUACAAGAGUAGUAGGAGCCGAGAUUGCACUCAUGAUCCAAACCCUGCAAAAACUUAAAGGACUCUCCCCAAUGGAUUGCCAUAUAAUCGGUCACAGUCUGGGAGCUCAUAUUGCCGGAUAUGCAGGAAAGAGACUAAAUAAGUUAGGACGCAUAUCUGCGGCGGAUCCAGCUCAACCUUAUUUUCAAAAUAUGCCUGAAUCAGUGCGACUUGAUCGAAGAGAUGCAGAUUUUGUUGACGUGAUCCACACCGAUAUAUCAUCUCUGAAAUUCCUGGCCCUGGGGAUGUCACAAGCAAUCGGUCAUGUAGACUUUUAUCCAAACAACGGAAUGAGUCAACCUGGUUGCGCGACUUCUGUGAUUCAUUCAAUAUUUAUGGAAGGUCUCUUUGAUGCUGCUCGUCGCUUCGUAUCUUGCAAUCACCAAAGGGCUGUUGAUUUUUUCACAUACUCAAUUAACUACAAAAAGAUUCUUCCAGUAGCGUAUCAGUGCAGAAGCUGGGAUGAUUAUCUAAGUGGACUAUGUUCAGAAUGUGGUCCAGAUGGCAUAAAAUGUGCAGUUUUGGGUUUUCGAGCUGAUGAAUACAGGCAAAGAAAAAAUGACUCACAGUCCAUCAAAAUGUAUUUGGCUACUUCUGGUUCUGCACCCUUUUUUCUGAACAGCUUUCAAAUAACAGUGAAACUGCAAAAACCCGAAAAGGAGUAUAAAGACAGGAAUGGUAAAAUCACUAUAACAAUCUUUGGUGAAGAAAAGGAUUUUGAAGUUACUUUAAAGAAAUACGGAACUCUCACCCAUGGUGCGACGUACCCAUACCUGGCGCACACAGAUUCACCAAUAGGAAAGGUGAAGGGUGUAUCUUUUACGUGGAGGAGUUCAGAGUGGUUCAGUUUAUUUCUGACUCACACAAUACACUUAGAUUACGUGAAGCUCGUACCAAUGAAUGUUGCCUACGAAAGAAAGAAAGCAGCAGAAACAAAGAAAUUUUGCUACACAUCUGGAAAUCCCAUUCCAUCCAAAAAAGUUGUUCCUUUACAGCUUUGUAAUUAGUUUUUGGACAAAUAGUACUAUGCUAUUGAUUUUAAAUAAAGAAUUCAUUUCUUGCUUA